GGCCGCGUACUGGUCAGUCCUCGCCUCUGCAAGAUUGGCUGGGCCCGACUGUGGAGGCGGGACCCGUUUUGGCCCCGGCGGCCGUUUUGUGGACGAUGCUCAAAGAAAGGCUUGCAGGGUCUGGAGCUCAGCACGUCGGGGGUGGGUGCAGCUUCGUUCCGGAGACAUUGGCCUGGUUCUCGGCAUGGAAUGAAACAGUUGAGCUUUUUCGAGCUAGGAUGCCCUUACGGAAACAUCGCUGUCGUUUCAAAAGUUAUGAACGUUGCUUCACAGCGGCCGAAGCUGUGGAUUGGCUGCAUGAGCUGUUGAGGUGCAGUCAGAACUUUGGCCCCGAAGUGACCCGCAAACAAACUGUACAGCUGCUGAAAAAGUUCCUCAAGAAUCAUGUUAUUGAAGACAUCAAGGGAAAAUGGGGUCAGGAAGAUUUUGAAGACAAUCGUCGCUUGUACAGAUUUCCUCCUUCCUCACCCCUGAAACCAUAUCCAAAGAAGCCUGCAUACCAAAAGGAUGUUAUUAAAUUUCCAGAAUGGAAUGACCCCCCACCAGGCACUUCACAGGAGAACAUCCCAGUGAGGCCAGUCGUGAUGAACUCUGAGAUGUGGUACAAGCGUCACAGUAUUGCCAUUGGAGAGGUACCGGCUUGUCGUCUUGUCUACCGCAGACAGCUGACAGAGGCCAAUGUAGAAGAGAUAUGGAAGUCUAUGACAUUAGCAUAUUUACAGAAAAUCCUUGGCUUGGAGUCUUUGGAAGAAGUCUUAGACAUUCAACUGGUCAACUCCAAGUUCAUCAUCCAUAAUGUGUAUAGUGUGAGCAAGCAGGGAGUUGUCAUCCUUGAUGACAAGUCAAAAGAGCUUCCUCAUUGGGUACUGUCAGCUAUGAAGUGUUUGGCUAAUUGGCCUAAUUGUUCAGAUUUGAAGCAGCCUAUGUACUUAGGAUUUGAAAAAGAUGUCUUUAAAACCAUAGCAGAUUACUAUGGUCACUUGAAAGAGCCUCUACUUACAUUUCAUCUUUUUGAUGCCUUUGUCAGUGUAUUAGGUUUAUUACAGAAAGAGAAAAUGGCUAUUGAAGCUUUUCAGAUAUGCUGCCUCCUCCUGCCACCAGAAAAUAGGAGAAAGUUACAGCUCUUGAUGAGGAUGAUGGCAAGGAUCUGCCUAAAUAAGGAGAUGCCACCCCUGUGUGAUGGCUUUGGGGCCCGAACACUGAUAAAAUACCCAGGAGCCGAUAUGGAUAUCACUUUAUCUGCCCCGUCAUUUUGCCGUCAAAUCAGUCCAGAGGAAUUUGAAUACCAGAGAGCAUACGGCUCUCAGGAACCUCUGGCAGCUUUGUUGGAGGAAGUCAUAACAGAUGCCAAACUCUCCAACAAAGAGAAGAAGAAAAAAUUGAAGCAGUUUCAAAAAUCCUAUCCUGAAGUCUACCAAGAACGAUUUCCUACCCCAGAAAGUGAAGCACUUCUGUUUCCUGAGAAACCGAAACUGAAACCACAGCUGCUAACGUGGGCACUAAAAAACCCUUUCCAACCAUUUCAAAGAACUAGAAGUUUUCGGAUGUAGUACUUCCAUAGCUGUUAGAGAUCUCUGUUGUUGUUGCCUUGAGCAAAUGUGUGGUUAGAGGAGGACGAUGGCGGUGGAAGAAAGAAGAGCAUAAAAUAGAGACUACUGAAAUAUAAAAUGAUCGGACUUCCAAAAAUGUUGAGCCAUUAUCAGUAUUUUUAUAAAACUCAGUGCUAUUUUUAAAAGUGUAAAAAUCAGUUAAAAUUUAGACAAAUAUAUAGUGGUAAUGUUAACGUGUUUGUAAUUGUUACAAAAUUUAAGGGUAUUUUUAUUUUUUUAUUCAUUGUUUUUCAUGGUGUUAAUAAAAUAAUUGUAUGCACAUUUUAGUUACUGAUGUCUUUGUUAUAACCAAGUCUUAAAAAUAGUGUCUAUACUUGAAUAAGAAAGACACUGGGUACUGUUACUGUGAUGCUGUUGACAUCAUAGUUUAAUAGUUGUGAUUUCUCUUGUGUAAAAUCUGGUUUUCAAUGUUGCACAAAGAUUCUUAAUGUCCUAUAUUAUGAUGGCUGUGUCUUUUAUUGCAGAUUCAUUGGUUGUUAUGUCAGAUAUAACUAAAGCUGGUUCUUUAAUAACAUAUAUAUUAGCAGGUGUUUACCUCUAAGUGGAGUAGAUUUUCAUUUUCCUGCGGUGGUAUAAUUUCAGUCGUGGCUGAAAACGGAGAAUUGAACUGAAUAAAGUUUUUUGGUCCCCUUACACCUGUGAUUGUAAGUCAGAUCUUCGUUAUCUCAUUAAAACACAAAUGGAUUAAGUAAAAUGAGACCAUUUCCUUUAUAAAUAUGUUUCCCCCAGCUUCCUCAUCCUUUUGAAAGUAAAUGGAAUGUAAAUAAAUACUUUUUUUUUUAAUACUAUACGUGGGUUUUUUUUGGCAUUUCUUUAGGUUAGUUAUAGAACAUCCUCAAAUGCUGAACAUCAUUAUCUUUGCCAGUGUGCUCACAUCAGUCACUUAUUUCUAUGAUAGAAUAAGUGACAUUUAGGCUUUUGUGCUAACCUUCAGGAGGUGCUUUGUCCAUUUCUUUUGCUUUGCUUUGCCCUUUUGCAAAUAAUGGUACACUUAGAUUAUGGAGCAUCUGGAGGCCUUCUUUAUAAGCAAUUACCCUAGAUCUUAAGAGUAACAGUCACUAAUUGGCUUGUUCUGCCCUUUGGACUGAAUUUUCCUUGCCUUUGUGAUCUGGCCCUGUUCUUUUGUAGCAGAAUGCCUCCUACAUUUGACUCAGAUUUUGUUUACUUAAAAAUGGAUAAAAGUAUUCCUAUUGAUUUGAGUACCACCUUUCCUUCCAAAUACAUAAAGUAAUGGGAGAUUUUUAGUGUCUCAAUAUUUGUUUUCAGACCUUGGAAUGUGUAGAACAAAGAAUAAGUCUACUUCUGCUCUCUUUGCUCUCCAAUGCAGAAUGUACUUUCCAGAGUCUUCUCUCCUGUUGCUUAUCUUUAGAAAUAUAUGUGACUGGUUUUUUUUCCCCCUUAAGAUUACAUUUUUAAAAAGAUUUAUUUAUUUAUUUUAGAGAGAGAUCAUGGAGGGACGGGGGAGAGGGAGAGAGAGAGGAUCUCCAACAGACUCCCAGCUGUGCGAGGAGCUCAGUGUGGCCUGAUCACACGACCCUGAGAUCAUGACCUGAGCCAAAAUCAAGAGUCGGACACUUGGGGCGCCUGGGUGGCACAGCGGUUAAGCGCCUGCCUUCAGCUCAGGGC
Messenger RNA from Ailuropoda melanoleuca (giant panda), 3236 nucleotides. It is a transcript of the gene DEPDC1B, whose product is annotated as DEP domain containing 1B. The coding region runs from base 96 to 1550 and encodes 484 amino acids. The record is from RefSeq and is a predicted model, not a curated record. The transcript has 10 exons. NCBI's taxonomy places the organism in Eukaryota, Metazoa, Chordata, Mammalia, Carnivora, Ursidae. Gene Ontology annotation, biological process: positive regulation of Wnt signaling pathway; intracellular signal transduction.